AAGUUUCUCUGUAUAGCCCUGGCUGUCCUGGAACUUACUCUGUAGACCAGGCUGGCCUCGAACUCAGAAAUCCCCCUGCCUCCCAAGUGCUGGGAUUUCAAUGAACUUUUAUUACCUGUUUUUUACCACCCCGAAGGGAUUUCUCUAUCCCUAAGUACCUACUUUCUCAUCAAUUUAUUUAUUACUUAUUUUCUUGAGUUGAUCUCACUGUGUAGAUUAGACUGGCCUUGAACUCGAGAGUAUUACUGUCUCUGCUUCAUGAGUGCUGGGAUUUAAUGCCUGAGCCACCACACUCCGCCUCCACUAUCUAUCUUUGUGACAGGGCUACACUCUUAAUAUAACCCUGGCUGGCCUGGAACUUGCUCUGUAGACCAGGCUGGCCUCAAACUCCUGCCUCUGUCUCAUGAGUAUUGGGAUCAAAAGCAUGUGCCACCAUGACCAGCAACCAAGGCAUUUUUAAAAAGUUAGUUUUGGGGGUGCUGGAGAAAUGGCUAAGGGCUUAAAACCCCUGGCUGCAUUUGCAGAAUACCCUGAUUUGAUUCCCAGUACCCACCUACUGGCCCCAUCUCUCCGAGGGUACCAGGCAUGCAUGCUAUUGCAGAUUCAUUCAUGAAGAUGAAUACUUCCACAAGUAAAAGAAAUUUUUAAAAAAAAUGCGUUGGUGGAAAUAGCAACAAUCUAAAGCGGUUUGCUGCCUAUGAAGUAUAGCCACACUCAGCUUGUGUGCUGUCCGCCGCUGCCACCAUCCACCGCUGCCACCACCACCGCUGCAAUGCUCGGGAGAUUGCCGCUUCCACAGCUGCUUUUUGCUGCCAUCCUUGGAUUUGCUGGAGGAAUAUAUAUUUAUCAGCCAAUAUUUGAACAAUAUUCCAGAGAUCAGAAGGAAUUAAAAGAAAAGGUGAAAUUGUUGCAAGAAUCAGAAGAAAAGGGGAGCUAAUUCUGCAUGAACUGACAUUGUAGACAUUGCUUAAAGUUCUAUUGAAAUCCCACAUGGACUAUUAAUCUAGUAAGAAUUUAGAUAUGUUUUAAAUAAAUCAUGGGUAAUGGAUCUAAGUUA
Molecule: messenger RNA, 1057 nt
Organism: Mastomys coucha (southern multimammate mouse)
Lineage: Eukaryota; Metazoa; Chordata; Mammalia; Rodentia; Muridae
Gene: Pigbos1
Product: PIGB opposite strand 1
Exons: 2
Coding region: 698-937 (79 amino acids)
Source: RefSeq, a predicted model, not a curated record